GUGUGAUGAAUGCCGGAUGAUGCCUUUUCGGAGAGAUCGAGGGAGCGACCCGACUAAGCGCGUUGCUUUACUCUCAACGUUAACGGUCAACCACCACUCCCUCUGCGAUUCCCUCUUUUCCGACAUGGCUAUCUUCCACAACAACGACGUAUCAUCUCUCAGCAAACGGAUCGACCUCUGGCUGCAUCUCGCCGGAAAGAAAGCUGCAAAACAUAUUAAAAGAGCACCACGUCAAAAGCAAUCAAUAAAAAGUCUGAGGCUCCCCGACAUACCAGCAGAGAUCUGGGGCAUAGUCAUCUACCACGCGUGCCUUCUCUAUUAUGAUCCGCUCGACACCUCGAACGAAUUGUCGUUCUUGGACGAAUCACCACUACGUCUGAGCACCUAUCGGGAUUCCAUGAAACUCAAGACGACGAUUGCUCUGGUGUCGAAGCAAUGGAAUGCUUUUGUGCGUAUACCAUUGUAUGAAUUUGUUUGGAUCAGCCGCGCAGGCCAGGCGAAGGCACUCGCACGCACGCUAUUGAUGGAGUAUGUCCAAGGCAACCGUUCAAGUGGGGAGUACAUACGUCGUCUCCAUAUCGAGACACCCAUCUUAGCGCGUUGCUCUCCGGUGGAUUUGCGAACUAUUCUUGACCAUGCGCCACAUCUCUUCAUCUAUUCCGACCAUCAUUCCGUUCAGCGGAGCUGUUUCUUCGACGAAUCCGACCCUCGAUACAGUCCUGAAGAAAUCCUCAAACUCGUCGCUCACCCAAAGAUGCGCCGUCUAAGUUGGACAAGCUACGGCGACGUCCCUUUCCAUCUCCGUAUGAGCCCACUUCUCAAAAACCUCGCGACACAAUUGGAAUACCUAGAACUUUCAUCAUGCUUCCCUCACAUCCGAACAGUGUUUGCGGGAUCCUCGGGUCAAGUGGGAAAUUUUAAUACGCAAAUGGACGUCCAUCUUCCUUCUCUUCGCGCGCUCAAAGUGUCGCUCGAUAAUAAUACCUUCUCCGUUUUGGCAUCAUGGAUCAUGCCCCAUCUGACAAAUCUAUCCGUUCUUUCUUCGGACUUCAGCUACACCGGCCCCGGGUUCGCUUCCUUCUUCGAAGCGCAUGGCGCCAAGAUUCGUCAGCUUGAACUCGGACACUGUUCCACCAUUGUCGAAGAACACUACCUUACAGCACCAUCAGCACACCUGCAGAACCAGCCACCUAAAUCGCUGGCUGAGUGGUGUCCUAAUCUUCGCGAAUUCAUCUGUUCUGCUGAGGCAGAAUGGCACUGGCAGGCUCCAGAUUGGAUCGCUCCUCACAUUCUCCUUCCAUCACAUCCCACCCUGGAGCUCAUCGGCAUCCGCGACUUGGAUGCGCGCCUUUGCAAUGACCCGGGCGAAGCAUACUUCCCUUUAUACACGCAGAUGUGCGACCUUUUACAAGCUGACUUAUUCCCUUCGUUGCGGUUCAUCCGAGAUCUGAGUGAACAUAGUCACGAGCUCAGAAUCGUGAAGCCGAGUCCCAAAGUCAUGCAAUUUUGGAUGCGACUUUUGGAGCGGUGCCAGGAGCGGGGGAUUUGGUACGAAGACUACAUGGGUGUGAAUAUCACUAUGCAUAGCUUGCUCCGAGCGAACCUUCCCAACAACAAUGCCAACCGAUGGCAUUUUUAGCUUCGGUACCCUGCCGAUCUUCGGCUGUAUGAUGAGUAUCCGUGUUUUGGUUUCUGGUUCUCAUGGACGGUUUUUUUUGUCAUUCUUCGUUUCCAUCGUCAUUGCCCUUUAUCCUCAUACCCUCAUCGCACACCAUCACAUACUCACUCACUGUCGCAUGCGAUCCACAACAACACCACAAUAUCCCUUCUUGUAUCAUUAUUUCGUUUAUACUUCCCACGUUGCAUAGUCCACAUUUCCAUGCACACUCACAUUCUCUACGGACAUUCUUAUCAUUCAGACAUACCCCAUUGCAUCUGUCUCUCACUUUUGAUCGUCGUGAUAUCUCGUUUUCUUCCCAUACCCAUUGUUCCGCAUGUCCCGCUCUUAACCGCAUUUGCUGUCGAAUUGUUUUGUCUUUCUUUCAUUCUUCUUGUUAGGUAGAUGGUUUAUGUUGUGCAAAUCUUCAUGGCAUCUCCGAGUGCAUGCAAAGGCAUCACUGUUGUACUUGUAUGGUAGAUACGUUCAUUCACGGUGACUUUCAAUGCUAGGUCAUUCACGAAGAUGGAGC
Somion occarium is the source of this 2189-nucleotide messenger RNA. The record is from the annotation of a GenBank genome assembly. Lineage: Eukaryota; Fungi; Basidiomycota; Agaricomycetes; Polyporales; Cerrenaceae.